UCCAUCGCUGCCCAAUUUCGUUCAAUGGCAAACUCACACCCAGAGAACGCUGGUUUCGCAAAGCCAUGGCAAGAGUUUAUAGCUGAGUUCGGUGGUGCACCACUACUUCACGGCCCUCUGGAGAACGCUUUCAAGGACUGGGACGAACUGUUGUCCAAGUUGGUUGCCAAGUACGACUUUCCAGGCCCAGAUACCUCAGUUGAGGUCAAAGAUUUACAGAUUAAUGACCACGGCUUGACCUGCCGCGUCUACAAGCCACUAAACGCGCUAGGGACGGGUUCUCUAGGACUUUAUUUCCAUGGAGGAGGAUGGGCAAUGGGCGAUCUCAAUGGAGAGGAUGCCCAGUGCCGUCUCAUCAGCAAGCAGUGCAACAUGGUGCUCGUGUCUGUGGAUUAUCGUCUAUCACCAAAGCACAAAUAUCCUGCAGCUCUAGACGAUUGCACAGAAGCGGCCAAGUGGGCUUUGAGCAGUCAAAGAACGCUUGGAACAAACGAUGCGCCCAUCACAUUGAUCGGGGGGUCUGCUGGAGGAGGUCUGGCAUUUAGUACAGCUUUGAGGCUGAUCGAUGAUGGACUCGCCGCACAGGUCGCCGGAGUUGCCGCGAUGGUCCCUGUGACUGUCCAUCCUGACGCGGUGCCGUCUGACCUGAAAGCAAAGUACACAUCUUACGAGGAGCAUGCCGAACAUACAGUCAACACAAAGAGCGCGAUGGAAGCCUUCUUCGAUGCAUAUGGUGCUCCUCCGGACGACAAAUACACGUCGUGUCUACUACAUCCUAACCUCAUGAAGUUACGAAGAGCUUACAUAGUCGAGUGUGGUACGGACACAUUGCGUGACGAUUCUAGACUGAUGAGAGAGAAGCUGGAAAGUCUCAAUAUUCCAGUGAAAUACGAUAGUUACCCAGGAUACCCCCAUUACUCGUGGACGUUUCCAUCAAAGGCGCUGGAGGAACAUCAAAAAGACUUCUCUGGAAAUUUGGUCCAAGGUGUCAACUGGGUGUGCAAGGCUUGAUCGUGAGGCCAUCAUAGAUCAACCAUUAGAACCAGUCAAGGCUAGGGAGGCUCUCACGGAGGGUAGGAAACGGAGACUCUCUGGGCAAGCCACGGCCCUCAGCGGCCGAGGAUUUGCGGCUGGGAAUGAGCCAGGCAACUGUCUAAUAGCAUUUGGAGAUUGCUGGAGC
This is a messenger RNA of Exophiala viscosa, 1180 nucleotides long. Its product is annotated as Alpha/Beta hydrolase protein. The transcript is spliced from 4 exons. Bases 25 to 1011 code for a protein of 328 amino acids. Lineage: Eukaryota; Fungi; Ascomycota; Eurotiomycetes; Chaetothyriales; Herpotrichiellaceae. The record is from RefSeq and is a predicted model, not a curated record. Gene Ontology annotation, molecular function: hydrolase activity.